AAAGGUGGGGGAAGGGUCCCAGGCUGACUGAGAAGCCCAGGGGCGGGGUGGGAGGGAGGACCGGCCAACCCUGGGGUGUGUGACCGAGAGUGCUUGCGAGUGUGUCUCCGUAAGAGAAGGAAGGUGGCGAAGGGAGGAGAGUCCGAGUGGGUGGAGGGAGGGGUAGGGCGGGAGAAGAAGAAGGUGGGAGGAGAGCCAGGUGGGAGGGUGGCGACUCACUCAGGACCCAGUGGGGGCAGCGCGAUGAGGCGGGUGACCCUGUUCCUUAACGGCAGCCCCAAGAACGGAAAGGUGGUUGCUGUGUAUGGAACUUUAUCUGAUUUGCUUUCUGUGGCCAGCAGUAAACUCGGCAUAAAAGCUACCAGUGUGUAUAAUGGGAAAGGUGGACUGAUCGAUGAUAUUGCUUUGAUCAGGGAUGAUGAUGUUUUGUUUGUGUGUGAAGGAGAACCAUUUAUUGAUCCUCAGACAGAUUCUAAACUACCUGAAGGGUUGUCGGGAUCUCACACGGAUUGGCUAACGUUAAACGUCGGAGGGCGUUACUUUACAACUACACGGAGCACUUUAGUGAAUAAAGAACCUGACAGUAUGCUGGCCCACAUGUUUAAGGACAAAGGUGUCUGGGGAAAUAAGCAGGAUCAUAGAGGAGCUUUCUUAAUUGACCGGAGUCCCGAGUACUUUGAACCCAUUUUGAACUACUUGCGUCACGGACAGCUCAUUGUAAAUGAUGGCAUUAAUUUAUUGGGUGUGUUGGAAGAAGCCAGAUUUUUUGGUAUUGACUCAUUGAUUGAACACCUGGAAGUGGCAAUAAAGAAUUCUCAACCACCAGAGGAUCAUUCGCCAAUAUCAAGAAAGGAAUUUGUUCGAUUUCUUCUAGCCACUCCAACCAAAUCAGAAUUGCGUUGCCAGGGUUUAAACUUCAGUGGUGCUGAUCUUUCCCGUUUGGACCUUCGAUACAUUAACUUCAAAAUGGCCAAUUUAAGCCGCUGCAAUCUUGCACAUGCUAAUCUCUGCUGUGCAAAUCUUGAACGAGCUGAUCUCUCCGGAUCAGUGCUUGACUGUGCAAAUCUCCAGGGAGUCAAGAUGCUCUGUUCUAAUGCAGAAGGGGCAUCCCUGAAACUGUGUAAUUUUGAAGAUCCUUCUGGUCUUAAAGCCAAUUUAGAAGGUGCUAAUCUGAAAGGUGUGGAUAUGGAAGGAAGUCAAAUGACAGGAAUUAACCUGAGAGUUGCUACCUUAAAAAAUGCGAAGUUGAAGAACUGUAACCUCCGAGGCGCAACUCUGGCAGGAACGGAUUUAGAGAAUUGCGACCUGUCUGGGUGCGAUCUUCAAGAAGCCAACCUGAGAGGUUCCAACGUGAAGGGAGCUAUAUUUGAAGAGAUGUUGACCCCACUACAUAUGUCACAGAGUGUCAGAUGAGAAUUUCAGGGCCGGAGGAAGAUGCCCAAGAUGAAAAAUGUUGUCCUUCUCACUUUUUUUUUUCUCCACCCAUUCAGUUGUCUAGAAGAAGUAACACUGUAAGGGAAUAAAAAACAAACAAAAACCCAUUUAGAGGAUUAUGCUUGUUCUCAACGGUGCAUAAAGGAAAAAAGUGACUUUUUUCCACAUUCUGAUUUUAACAGAGAAGCACUCAUUUAAUAGAUGUAGAGAAGCUAGAGUAGCUCGCUGCCUUUUGAGCGGAGUCAGGGGGAUUUGGCUGGUUUUAUGACCAGAAAUAGGAUCUAUUAUAUUUGCUUUUAAAUAGGCAUGAUGUGGAAAUACCAUCUUGGUUUGAAAUGUAUUCGAGGAUUUUAAUUUAUGAAAAGCACAACAUAUGCAAUUAUAUUUAUUGAAUCUCUAGAUACAGUAUGGAUAUUUAAAUUGUUAAACUUUACGAAAAUUUCGAAAAGGUUCAGGUUUAUUAAUAGCUUUAGUGAUGCCUCCCCUACUCUACAUACCUGUCAUGCCAUAGGAAUAUGGUGAGAUCAGAUUCCCCAAGGCUCUCUUUUCAGGUUCUUGGAACGUUUAUUUUUUAGAAUGAAACAGUAGCUAAAUUAAAUCCUCGGCUCUUACUGAUUGAGACUGAGUGAAAGAAAAGACCUCAAUGUCAGCUCAAGGUGGAACUUUCCAGAUGGACAAAGAAUUUACCUAUCGCUACAACUUUUAAAUGAGCAUCCUUAGAAUUUCAUUCUAAGCAAGUUCCACUCAACGCCAAACCAGGCAAUUUUAUCAAUUUACACUACUCGCCUUGUUUUCUCCUGUACAGUCAAAAGAAGCAUAGGAAGUAUAUGUCAGAACCAAAAAAGCAAGGUGCAUUAUCAAUAGUAAUUUAAUUCAAAUGCCAAAUAGUUUCAACAGGGCCAGCUUAGAAAUAGGCAUUAAAUCCCAGUCCACUGUCAUCUUUUGGAAAUCAACAUAAUGCCGUUAAAACCCUACAAGGGGAAGGGAAGCGAUUUUAAAUUGGCAAUUUGAUGACAGCCACCAAAAAACUUCAACAAAAAUAAAGGCGUUGGAUGGGUCCGAGAUGUAAUACCAGUCAGCACCUGUGGUUCUUCUUUCUGAUUUAGUUCAAAUUCUAGCCUGCUUUUCUUGAGUCCUUCUCUCUGCAAUAGCAGAGACAGGACCUGUACUUCCUUACCAAUAACCCGUUGUCCUUAUGUCUACCCCAAGAGCAGGGAUAUAAGCUGUGUCCAAAUAGGUUCUGAAUUCUACAGACUCAUCGGUUUGAAGCAAUGAAUCAAUAAAAACGACUUUGUCUCCUUUGGGAGAAUGACGCGUGUUCAAUAUUUACGUAGCUUAUUCUUCUAUAUAUACAUAUGCAAAGCUUUCCUCAACGGUAAAGGGUGCACAUGCGUAGUGAGAGCUCGCACCUUUACAGGUGAGGGAAAGCAAUUUCAGAAAUGAAUUAUUUUCUUUGCUUUAUUAUUUUUACCAAGACAGAGAAGUAUUGUAUUGAGAGAUAUCUAUUUUCAUAAUCAAUAUGUGCCUAAAUUAUAUUUAAAUCAUUUCACUCUGUACUAUAUUUUCAAUAAUUAUAGAAUGUGUUUGUUCAUCCACUUAAGGGUACCUCUGUAGACACAAACCUAAAAAUGCAGAAGAAUCUGAACGGUCUAAACAUUGGUAUGCUUAGAAACUGCAGAUUUUGGAUCUAAUGUAUACUGCAUUAAUAAACGAUGUGAAAUGUUGAAAA
This is a messenger RNA of Panthera uncia (snow leopard), 3163 nucleotides long. RefSeq names its product potassium channel tetramerization domain containing 9 (gene KCTD9). Gene Ontology annotation, molecular function: protein binding. The transcript has 12 exons. NCBI's taxonomy places the organism in Eukaryota, Metazoa, Chordata, Mammalia, Carnivora, Felidae. Gene Ontology annotation, biological process: intracellular signal transduction; protein homooligomerization. The coding region runs from base 244 to 1413 and encodes 389 amino acids. The record is from RefSeq and is a predicted model, not a curated record.